UCAGAUCUCGAAAACCCUCGCAAAAACCCGCCUGAACGCCUCCUCUCUCUCUCUAGCUUUCCAAAAGCCCUCGGAGAGUUCUCACAUCUAUCUCUCUCUCCUUCCGAACAUGGCGAAAGGCAGAAAGAGAGAUUCCGCGGCGGAGGACGAUACCGGUAGCAAAGAGAAAAAGAUCCGAAGAGCAAUGGCCGAGCAGGAUCCGGAGCCGGUGGAGGAUGUGGAGGCCGAGAACUCCGAGGAGGAAGCGGAGAAGCUGGAGGGCGUAGAUAUGGCGCCGAAAAGGAUGAAAGCGAAGCGUAAUGACGGAGAUUCCGAGUCCAAGCUCGUCGGAGACCCAGUUCCGAUGGAAGAGGCCAAGCAAAAAUGGCCAAGGAGGUACCAGGGAAAGGAGAGGACUAAUUCGCCGAAGGAGAAAGAAACUGAAACUGAAGACGAAGAUGGAGAUUUUCAAGCUAAGAGCCACUAUACCCAAGCUAUGGUAGAAGGAGUUGUGUUUAAUCUGAACGACGAUGCUUAUGUCAAGGCUGAAGAUGAUAAGCCCGAUUACAUAGCAAGAAUCGUUGAAUUCUUUGAAGGAGUUGAUGGUGAACGAUAUUUCACGGCUCAAUGGUUUUACAGAGCUGAAGACACUCCAAUCAAGGAUCUGGCAAACCACGCUCAGAUGUUUGAUAAAAGAAGGGUUUUUCUGUCUGAAAUUAGGAAUAUCAACCCGAUAGAUUGCAUUGUCUCUAAGGUCAAAAUUGCAAAGGUUUCUCCCAAUCUGGAUUUGGAGGCAAAGGAGAAAACUAUCCCUGAGUGCGAUCUUUAUUAUGACAUGAAAUACUUGGUUCCGCACUUGACAUUUGCAUCACUGGAGACCAAUACUUAUAGGCAAGAUAGCGAAGCUUCUUCUACCAUUUCUAGUGAAAGUGGAAGUAGUGGAGAGGUUUUUCCAAACAUCAGUUUGAGAAAGUCUGAGAUGUCUCUUCUCGAUCUGUAUUCUGGGUGCGGUGCGAUGUCUACUGGACUUUGCAUUGGUGCAAAACGUAGUGGAAUAAAUCUUGUCACUAGAUGGGCGGUCGAUAUAAACUCUUAUGCUUGUGAGAGUUUGAAGCUUAAUCAUCCUGAGACCGAGGUGAGAAAUGAGGCUGCAGAUGAUUUUCUGCAUCUCCUUAAAGAGUGGGAUAAGUUAAUUUCUGAGUUACAAGAGUAUGACUCAAGUGGUGGGGUUGAUGAUGCUUCAAAUGAUAAAGACGAGAGCAGUGAUGAUAGUACUAAUCCGUCAGAAGUUUAUGAAGUGGAAAGGCUACUUGGUGUUUGUUAUGGUGAUCCCAACAACGUCAAGAAUAGUGGCUUAUACUUUAAGGUUCGGUGGAAGGGUUAUGAUUCUGAUGAGGAUACUUGGGAGCCUCUUGAUGGCUUAAGCGAUUGCAAAGACCGGCUUAUGGACUUUGUUAGAGAUGGUUACAAGAAGAAACUUCUUCCUCAGCCAGGUGAUGUUGAUUGUAUUUGUGGAGGUCCACCGUGUCAGGGAGUUAGUGGCUUUAACCGUUACAGGAAUAAAGAGGACCCCUUAGCUGACACGAAGAAUCACCAGUUGUUAGUCUAUAUGGACAUUAUUAAAUACUUGAAGCCGAGGUAUAUCUUAAUGGAAAAUGUUGUAGACAUAUUGAAGUUCAAGGAUGCAUUUUUGGGCCGAUAUGCGCUAGGAUGUCUUGUGUCCAUGAAUUACCAGGCCAGGAUAGGAAUGAUGCCUGCUGGUGCCUACGGUGUGCCACAGUUUAGAAUGCGUGUUUUUCUAUGGGGUGCUCAUCCAUUGGAAAGAUUACCUCAGUACCCUCUACCAACACAUCAAGUUGUUAACCGGGGAGUUGUUCCUAAAGAGUUUGGGGAAAUUCUUGUUAGUUACGAUGACAUCAAAGAAAGUAAUUUGGAAAGUGCUCUUCAUCUUGAAGAUGCAAUAACUGAUCUUCCUGAGAUUGAAAAUGAUGAAAGCCGAGAUGAGAGACCGUAUGAUGGCGAAGCUCUUACAAAGUUCCAGAAGUACAUUAGGUUAAAUAGAGAAGAGGUGAUUGGUAUUGAGGGUGUGACUACAAGUUCUCUAAAAUCUGGUAUGCUGUUUGAUCAUCGUCCUCGAAAGCUGAACGAUGAUGAUUACGAAAGAGUACAAAGUAUACCUAAGAAAAAGGGUGCUAAUUUUAGAGACUUGCCUGGAGUGUUAGUUGGCAGUGACAAUAUUGUAUACCUAGAUUCUACGAUUCCGAGGCCCAUGGUUGCCUCUGGGAAGUUUUUGGUUCCUGAUUAUGCUAUUAAAUUUGUGGGUGGCCGAUCCACAAAGCCAUUUGGUAGAGUGUGGUGGGACGAAAUUAUCGCCACUGUUGUGACAAGAGCAGAACCCCAUAAUCAGGCUAUAGUUCAUCCUCAACAAGACCGAGUACUAUCAGUUCGAGAACUCGCAAGAUUGCAAGGUUUUCCGGACUUUUACAAGUUUUGUGGCCCAAUCAAAGAGAGGUAUAUUCAGAUUGGAAAUGCAGUAUCAGUACCGGUUGGUAUUGCGUUGGGCUACACGUUGGGUCAGGCAUGCCAAGGGUUAUGCGGCGACCACCCUUUGACGGAGUUGCCGUUCAAGUUUCCUGACUGUCUUGCAUUGGAAGCAGAUAAUUUCGAGUGUGAAGAUGUAAUGUAGAAUUGUAGAUUAAAUUAUUUCCUGUGAUUUUUAUUAGGACAAGGAAAGUGUUGUCAAAACGUGACGAACUAUUUCUUUUCAUUCUUAAUGAGAGGGAAUUUAUUG
This is a messenger RNA of Morus notabilis, 2770 nucleotides long. RefSeq names its product DNA (cytosine-5)-methyltransferase CMT3. Gene Ontology annotation, molecular function: methyltransferase activity; chromatin binding. The record is from RefSeq and is a predicted model, not a curated record. Bases 110 to 2665 code for a protein of 851 amino acids. Lineage: Eukaryota; Viridiplantae; Streptophyta; Magnoliopsida; Rosales; Moraceae. Gene Ontology annotation, cellular component: nucleus. The transcript has 21 exons.